GCAAGACUAGAAUCGCUGGUCUUGGAGAUAACGAAAAUUUCAAGGUAGCACGAUGUAUUGCAUUUUCAAAUAACAUCGCAUCACGUGUUAAUACUUCCGCUGCUUCCCAUCACAGCACAAUGUUCACCGGGUGACUCAUAUUGAACCACCUCCCUAUUAUAAACUGCUCGACAACCGAUGUAUUUCAUUGUAUUCCUAUUUAUAAAGUCGUGCGAUUUCUUAUCCAGUUCUCCAAAGAUUAUCAAAUCUGUUAAAGAUGCCUACACCAGGCCCAUCCACUACCCACCUGGAAUCGGUUUCCACAUACCUCCUUUAUAACCGUUGGGCCGCAACAUACGACACAGAUCACAAUCCCUUACAAAUUCUUGACUCUGCCCUCAUACCCUCUCUAUUGAAGACGCUGUUUUUUAUUCCAUCCGAGGCUCAAGACAACAUCACAAUCACCGAAUUAGGAUGUGGCACCGCCAGAAAUACUAUCCGGUUUCUCGCACCACCGUUUUCCAAAAAGAUCUCCAAAAUUCACGCUCUUGAUCUCUCACCUGCAAUGCUUGAGAUUGCUCGGUCCCGUUGCAGCUUCUACGUCCCGGAGAACGAUAGCCAUAUCCCCACCAUCCAAUUCGACGAGUUCAAUGCCCUUAAUCCUCAAAUCAAUCCCGAAAUUUCGAAAUCAAUCCAAGGUCAAGCGAACGUUGUGAUUAGUACUCUCGUCCUUGAACAUCUUCCCCUUGAUGCAUUUUUCUCAACUGUGGCCUUCCUACUGAAACCAGAUUCGGGUGUGAACAACGGGAGGGUAUUAAUCACCAAUAUGCACGCCGAGAUGGGUAGAUUGUCUCAGGCUGGAUUCAGAGACGAAAUUGAAGGAAAGAAGACGAAAGUUAGAGGCGAAAGUUAUGUCUAUGAGAUCGAAGAAGUGGUAGAGGAGGGGAAGAAAUGGGGUUUCCAUGUUGUGGGGGAAGUAUUGGAAAGGGCAGUAGAGGAAAACGAUAUCGAGGUCGGUAGUGGAUUGAAACUAGGAAGUAGAGGGGUAAAAUGGAUAGGAAAGAAGAUGUGGUUCGGAAUGGUGAUGCAGAGAAAACACCAGCAAGAGAAUGCAGGACCGGAAAACAAAGUGUUACUCACAUAGCAAAUGGUCUAGACUGUCGAGAAUUCUCAUUUUUGUUUCA
Molecule: messenger RNA, 1163 nt
Organism: Botrytis cinerea B05.10
Lineage: Eukaryota; Fungi; Ascomycota; Leotiomycetes; Helotiales; Sclerotiniaceae
Exons: 1
Coding region: 257-1123 (288 amino acids)
Source: RefSeq, a predicted model, not a curated record